This is a messenger RNA of Macroventuria anomochaeta, 786 nucleotides long. Its product is annotated as NAD(P)-binding protein. Gene Ontology annotation, molecular function: triacylglycerol lipase activity; acylglycerone-phosphate reductase (NADP+) activity. Gene Ontology annotation, biological process: triglyceride catabolic process; phosphatidic acid biosynthetic process. The transcript has a single exon. The record is from RefSeq and is a predicted model, not a curated record. Gene Ontology annotation, cellular component: lipid droplet; endoplasmic reticulum. The annotation marks the transcript as partial. Lineage: Eukaryota; Fungi; Ascomycota; Dothideomycetes; Pleosporales; Didymellaceae.
GCAAAACGCACCGUCCUGGUCACAGGCUGUUCCGACGAUUCGCUCGGAUCUGCACUCGCACUCGCUCUGCACAAUCAUGGCGAUCUGCAGGUCUUCGCAGCGGCGCGCGAUACUUCCAAGAUGACCGCACUUUCCUCCGCCGGCAUUCAAACGCUAGCGCUGGAUGCCACGUCGUCAGAGUCGAUCAAGUCGCUCGUUGAAGAGAUCACGCAAUUGACUAAGGGCAAAUUGGACAUCCUCAUCAACUCCGUUGGGGGCGGCCAUUACCAACCCUUCCUGCAUCUGGACAUCGACAAGGCAAAGCAGCUCUUUGAUGUGAACGUAUGGGGGUUUGUUGCAACAACACAAGCCUUCCUGCCGCUACUGCUCGCCAACGCCGAGCCCGGCAAGAAGGGACGGAAGAGCAUAGUCGUGAACAACACAUCAAUCUCCUCCGUCUUACGCACACCAUACCACUCAGCCUACUCGGCAUCGAAAGCCGCAAUGGCAAUGUUCAACGACAUCCAGCGCAUCGAGUUAGAACCUCUGGGCAUCAAAGUCGUGGACCUGAAGACUGGCUCCCUUGAGUCGAACUUCGGCGAGAACAAGAGCAACCCUUACGAGCUACCAGAAGACUCACCAUACCAGCCCAUCAAAGACGAAGUCCUCAAAGUCAUCACUGGAGAGACGACAGAAGCGUAUGCCGAGGAUAGGAAGGCGUGGGCGAAGAACGUAGUGAAAGACCUGAUGAAAAACCCUGAUAGUCCGCCGCCACAGAUUUGGAGAGGCGGCGCGGCCGGCACGGUC